AUGUCGAUAUACAUCCCUAUUCAAAAGGAUGACCGCCCAGUGCACGACGAGGCAUUGGCUUGCGAAGAGGACUUCCAGAGGCUCUUGGUUGUUGUCAGUAAUAUGAGUGUUCAGGAGAAUCUUAAUCAAGAGAUCAAGGAAUACCAUCAGAAGUUCACCCUGUGGGCUCGUAGGCUCUGUGUCUUUUCUGAUAGUACGGUUUCUUUGGACAGCCGCCUAGAGGACUAUCCCGGUGCAUAUGGCGUGGUAUCGGCGAAUCUUAGCAGCCUAAAGAGUAGUCUUAACCAGUCCUUCUGGUUCAAAACUCCCACUUCACCUGAGGAUGUUGAGUUCCGGUACAAGCGAAAGCCAUUGGCCAGAGCCCUCAAGCGAAUACACAACGCGAUUGACGGACUAUUGGGUCAAGCUGAUAUAAUGCAUGAGUCCGACACAAGCACAUUAGCCGCCAAAGCCGAAACAUUUGGUCUCAAUGUACAUCCUUCUGAAAUCACCAGUUUUGAGAAGGAAACGCUGCAAUUGGUCAACCAGUAUGCUCCUGGAAUUGAGGACACGCUUGCAGAUCGGCUGACAAUGGGAAUCACGUUCCGGAGAAUCCGGCUUCUUUACGAAACAACUCAUAAUCAGAAACUGCAAUCCCGGCCCUAUGUACCGCUCCCGGUGUUCGACCUAUAUGCAGUACUAGAUGCGGCACUAAAUACUCCAGCCGAACCUGAAUCCAACGCAUCACCACUGGACCUCCCCUCAACAGCCGAAGUCGAAGCCACUAUCACUUCUACAACCAAGGAUGGGUCGACUCAUACGAGUGACGACACUCCUAGUGAUAUUGAUGAGACCGAUUCUUCAGGUGAAGAAGACGAUGCCUGUCCGACUUCCUUCGGCCUGGAUUAUGUUUUCCCUCAACCGCCGAGGCUUAUAAAUGGCGAGCAUUCCUGCCGUUGCCCUUGGUGUCCUGAGAUACUCGACGAGACUGAUCUCAACACACCCGGAUGGUGGAGGAAACAUGUCGAAAACGACUUGGAUAUAUACGUCUGCAUCUCCCACGAUUGCUGUAAUCCGACUGUCUACUUCAAAACCUUUUCCGAGUGGUAUAAGCAUAUGAAGAAAGCUCACCGACCUAGCUGGUCCGAAGAGGUCUAUCCACUCAGUUACUUUUGCAACAUGCCCUCGUGUGGCUAUAUCAACUUCACUAACAGGAAUAAUUUCGUUCAACAUAUGAAUGAUUGGCAUUCUCACGAGCUCACGGAUGCUCAAAUGAGCCUGAAGCUUGGGUGGAAUUUUCUAACCCGUCUACGGGGGCCAGACUACUGUCCUAUAUGCAACAGGGACAUUUUCACUGGCCUUAAAGCUGGGUCACAAUAUCUGAAGAAGCCGAAUAAGGGUAAGGAACGGGAGAAUGCCCCCGAGUCACAACAGAGAGUCGAAGUCGAAGACUCUGAAGAGUUGUCAGCCUCUGAUAGCGAUGAAUGCAUAGAGUCCUAUCGGAUUGAUGAUGCAGAAGCUCAACGUCAGGCCAAGCUAGUUUCCGCCAAGCGUCGAAAGCUUGCCAGACAUGUCGGUAGACACCUGGAAGAGUUGGCAUUUCUCUCGAUAAGAGGUCUUGGCCGUGACCCGCGACCCGUAGAGUUCGAAUCCGGGUCCAGUGUCCCAGAAAUUUCGUCCACCGAAUCAGAAUCCGAUACCGAAUCUGAGCUUGGUGAGUCAGGGAAGUCGGACGCUCGCGUCGAGAGGCAGCCACCAGAGGCUGAAAAAGAUCAACCGAUGGAUGACUUGCCGGAGACCCAGGAGUCGCGAAGCGACACCUCCAAUGCUUCUUUUCGAGAGAUUGAAGAUCAGAUGGGAAAUCUAUCGUUUGAUAAACCUGUGUCGGAAAACGAAGACGCGUCGGCCAGUGAACAGUCAACAAGCGAAAUGUGUAUCGGUCAAAGGACGUGGAGGAUACGUCAUGUGCCACGUUCUUGGACUAAGAAAGAAUUGACAGAUGCUCUUCGGCAUCACCCAGAUCUUCAAGUCGCCAACGCCCUCCCAGAAGACGACAACGGUGCAUUUGUGCACACAUUGGCAAAUAUUGGACGGCAUCCGCAUGCCACUGUCCGCUUUCAAAGACUCCCAGAGAAGCUCGCCACGCUCGACAUAUCCGAUGAGUUGAAAAUCAACAUGUCACCUCAUUUUGUUUCCACAAUUGACCAGCAUUUUAAUGGCCACACCAUUGUGUUUUCCUCCCCUAGAUCUUUCCAACCUCCUCACGAAACAAUUGUCAUUGUCUUUGCAGAUUUCGGCAACCAUCCGUUUGAAUCCUUCAUGAACCCGCAAGACGGGCAUAUGUGGCUGAGCGACAGCCUACCACUAGAAAUUCCAACAGCGACCGUCCUGAUCUUUGGCUACAAACGCUUGCAACGUCACAGCUCGAGUUCAUCUGACGUGAAAAAUAUUGCCGCGGAGAUUUUGGAUGAACUUCUCUGGCUUCCCAUAUUCCGCCGCAAACACGACAAAUUCCUCCUUAUUAGUCACGGUCUUGGUGGGCUCUUACUUAGGGGAUUGGAGUUUCGGCUGCAAAGGGUGGUGGGUUUGCACGCGGUGCUGAAGCUAUCUGGAGUCAUUUCUUUUGGGUUCCCUCACAGCGACGAGGACAAGCAACUGCAACAAUCUGACACGGAUAUUCCAAUUCAACUCACCACAUCGGAUGGGUUCUCCCAAGCACUUGCAGAGGCGCGAGAAACGAUGUUCAGAAAAGGCGUCACACCCAGAUGGGAUGACAAAAUGUUUUGCUUCCACCAGGGAUAUGUGUCGCAGACGGCAUCUGAGGUAUGUGUCAAAUAA
Messenger RNA from Ilyonectria robusta, 2817 nucleotides. RefSeq lists its product as uncharacterized. Bases 1 to 2817 code for a protein of 938 amino acids. The record is from RefSeq and is a predicted model, not a curated record. NCBI's taxonomy places the organism in Eukaryota, Fungi, Ascomycota, Sordariomycetes, Hypocreales, Nectriaceae. The transcript has 3 exons.